AUUGUCUUGUUCUUGCAGUGUGUAAUUUCAACGCAGUAUCAAUUUCCGCUACCCAUCGGUUUGCCAAAAGCCCCUGUGAUAUUUUUAAUUCCGAAUACUUGGUUAAAUUGCCUGCGAGGCUAAGCACAGAGACACACGAAGGGCAACGAGCCAAGGAAGGUUCAACACUUCAACAUCGUAAGAGCAAUGGCCCUGUUCGGUCAUACGCUCGUUGCAGUUCUUUUCUGCCUCGCACUUUGCCAUGCGGAGACCAAGCGCAAGGCCGCUGACACGACAGACACCGAAAACGAAUUAGACGCUUCUCCAAAUGUGAACAACGACGACGACAACGACAUCAAGAGAAUGCCGACUGAUACGAAAAGACAGGCUGGUGCACCAGGCCUCUGGGGUAAAAGAGACGCUGGGCCACCAGGCCUCUGGGGAAAGAGAGACGCUGGACCACCAGGCCUCUGUAGAAAAAGAUCCCCUAAGCCACCAGGCCUCUGGGGAAAACGUCAAGCUGGUGCGCCAGGCCUCUGGGGUAAAAGAUCUGCUGGGCCACCAGGCCUCUGGGGAAAGAGAGACGCAGGGCCACCAGGCCUAUGGGGGAAAAGAGUUGCUGGUCCUCCAGGACUAUGGGGAAAGCGUCAAGCAGGAGCUCCCGGUCUAUGGGGUAGAGAAGCCGGCGCACCCGGACUAUGGGGUAAGAGGCAAGCUGGAGCUCCCGGACUAUGGGGUAAAAGAGAGGCUGGGGCCCCUGGACUAUGGGGUAGAGAAGCCAACGCACCGGGAUUAUGGGGGAAAAGGCGAGCUGGAGCUCCUGGACUAUGGGGUAAGAGAGAAGCCAACGCACCCGGACUAUGGGGGAAGAGGCAAGCUGGGCCCCCCGGACUAUGGGGCAAAAGAGAAGCCAACGCACCCGGGCUAUGGGGGAAGAGGCAAGCUGGGCCCCCGGGACUAUGGGGCAAAAGAGAAGCCAACGCACCCGGACUAUGGGGGAAGAGGCAAGCUGGGCCCCCGGGGCUAUGGGGCAAAAGAGACGAAGACGAAGACGAAGAUAUGGAUGAAACCAAUGGGGAUCCACUUUGGGGCAGGUCAGCUGACGCCGGUCCUCCAGGUCUAUGGGGCAGAAAGAAGCGAGCAGCUUCCCCUCAAAGGGAUCUUUAUGGAAUAGGGCUAUGGGGGAGGAAUGCUGCUCUCAUGACCGCCGAGGAACUCGACUUAAGCUUCAAGAAUGAAGAGCAAUCCUGACGCUACGAACAAUGAGAACGUUAUUACUAUUAUUGUUAUUAUUGACCCUGAAAUAAUUCCAGUUAUCCCGGUAGCAUGGCUUGUGAUCUGUAUUAUAGAAAAUUUUAUGAAUUUGGACGACCCGUAGAGAUACCGCAAACUGCUGUUAGGGUCCGGUUUUAAAUAGCGGCGUUACGAUGAAUUUUUAGGCUAUACUGUCCUACCUUUUGAACCGCAGAGAAUGAAUAAAGCUUCAAGAAGCUUAAA
Messenger RNA from Nematostella vectensis (starlet sea anemone), 1476 nucleotides. RefSeq names its product LWamide neuropeptides. NCBI's taxonomy places the organism in Eukaryota, Metazoa, Cnidaria, Anthozoa, Actiniaria, Edwardsiidae. The record is from RefSeq and is a predicted model, not a curated record. The transcript is spliced from 2 exons. Bases 187 to 1230 code for a protein of 347 amino acids.